AUGUUAGCGUACGGUGUUGCUCCGGAUGCCGUAGAUGAAUACAUACGCAUGGGUCAAACAACAUCUAGAAAAUCAAUGCAACAUUUUACUCAAGGGGUGAUCAAGCAUUUUGAGGUCGAGUACUUAAGAAGUCCAACAGAUGAAGAUUUAAGGAGAAUCCUUCACCAAAAUGAAAUGCGUGGAUUCCCGGGCAUGAUCGGUAGCAUCGACUGCAUGCACUGGGAGUGGAAGAACUAUUCUAUGGCUUGGAAAGCACAAUACGCAGGUCGUAGCAAGAACGCAACCCUUAUCCUGGAAGCUGUUGCGGAUCAAGAUUUAUGGAUUUGGCAUGCAUUUUUUGGAAUACCCGGCUCUUGUAAUGAUCUUAACGUCCUAUACCGCUCUCCGGUGUUUGACGAUGUUUUGAAAGGUCGGGCACCACCAAUUAGUUUUAUGGUAAACGACCAUGAGUACAACAUGGGAUACUACUUAACAGAUGGUAUAUAUCCGAACUGGGCAACAUUUAUACAAGGUAUCACAUAUCCUCAACUCCAGAAGGACAAGUUAUUUGCAGAUAAACAAGCUGCAGCUCGAAAAUACGUUGAACGUGCGUUUGGAGUUCUACAGGCUAGGUUUGCCAUAUUACGACAACCCUCACUUGCUUUCGACGAAGACAUUUUGAGCGACAUAAUGAAAGUUUGUAUCAUUAUGCACAACAUGAUUGUCGAGGAUGAACGACACAAUUACACUCGUGCCGAAGUUUUGAGAAGGUAUUAUGAAGAAGAUCGCCCUCAGCUUCAUAGAGCAAGGUCCGAUCCGAGUACAAGUGCCACAGUGAAUAACAACGAGCCUUUCGAAUUUGAUGUUGGCCGACCACUAAACGUUGAUUUUGACACGUAUAUUCAAAGAAGAAUUACCCUGCGUGAUAGCCAAACCCAUUUUUCUUUGAAAGAUGAUUUAGUUGAGCAUAUUUGGAAAAAAUACGGUCGUACAAAUGAAUAA
Molecule: messenger RNA, 981 nt
Organism: Chenopodium quinoa (quinoa)
Lineage: Eukaryota; Viridiplantae; Streptophyta; Magnoliopsida; Caryophyllales; Amaranthaceae
Product: protein ALP1-like
Exons: 1
Coding region: 1-981 (326 amino acids)
Source: RefSeq, a predicted model, not a curated record